Molecule: messenger RNA, 2658 nt
Organism: Tetrapisispora phaffii CBS 4417
Lineage: Eukaryota; Fungi; Ascomycota; Saccharomycetes; Saccharomycetales; Saccharomycetaceae
Gene: PLC1
Product: phosphatidylinositol phospholipase C
Exons: 1
Coding region: 1-2658 (885 amino acids)
Biological process (GO): phosphatidylinositol-mediated signaling; lipid metabolic process
Molecular function (GO): phosphatidylinositol-4,5-bisphosphate phospholipase C activity; calcium ion binding
Source: RefSeq, a predicted model, not a curated record
AUGGUAGUGAAGUUCCAGAACGUGCAAAAUGAAAACUUAGAUGAUAUGCUAGGGGACUUCAGGAAUGGUGAAGAUGAGACGAUAUAUGAAGGUGAGAACAUGGAUAUUGAUAAUAUUAGUGGAAGUUGCCUAGGUUACUCGGAUACAAAUGUCUCCAGCGUUGGAACAUCCAAUAUAUCGCUCACCACCUUGUCGAAAGGAUUACGAAACUUGGCUAGAAAGACAUCAGAUAUCGUUUUGUUGAAUAAUAAUAACGAUGAUCAAUCGUAUGUGGGUCCCUUGACUACUCCUAGGGCGAUCAGCAUAGCUUUCCAAUACGAACCAAGCAAUUUGUUGAUCUCAAACGAAUUGAGCAUUGAAUGUGAGAAGUUUCGCAAUGGUAUUCCAAUGAUGAAGAUAACUCGUAACAAAAGUAAAAUGAGGACUCUGAGAUUAAAUGGACUAGAAUCGAUUACUUGGAAAGAUGGUAAGAAGAAAAUGGACAUAGAUACGAUCAAAGAUAUUCGAAUUGGUAACUUGGCAAGAAACUAUAGAGAAGAGUAUGAAAUAUCAAAUGAAUUUGCAAAAUUUUGGAUUACCGUGAUAUAUGAAGUUUCAAACAAACUGAAAGCUCUUCAUGUUAUAGCAAAUAACUCAGAAGAUUUCAAUACAGUUUAUGCGUGUAUUCGUGGACUAGUGAAACAUAGGUCCGAAUUCAUGGAAAGUAUGGCGCUUCCUGGUAACGAGAAGUUUGCUAAAGUUCAUUGGCACUCAACCGUAUCAUUCAAAAGAGAAGAUGAGGAAGUGGAUGUACUAUCUUUUGAAGAUGUGGAAAAACUAUGUCUAAAGUUUCAUAUUUAUUUUCCUUCCAGUCAUUUAUUGAAAGUCUUUAAAGCUGCUGAUUUAAAUAAUAAUGGUCUAUUAAAUUUCCAAGAAUUUCAAAUAUUCGUUAAAUUAUUAAAGAAAAGAGAAGAAAUUGAUAAACUAUGGAAAUCUAUUACAAAGGAUGAUGGACAGUACCUUGAUCUUCGGCGAUUUAAACAUUUUCUAUUAAAUAUUCAAAAAGAAAAUUUUACUGAGGAAUAUAUCAACUUACUAUAUUCUAAGUUGUGUAAUCCUACAGUUACUAAAAUUACAAAAGCAAAUUUCCUUAAAUAUCUGUCAACUGCGCCAUAUUUAAAGGAAAUUGAGGAAGAUUACUCGAAGCCAAUAAAUCAUUACUUUAUUGCUUCUUCGCAUAAUACAUAUCUGUUAGGUAAGCAAUAUGGUGAAACACCAUCGGUGGAAGGAUACAUACAAGCACUGCAGCAUGGAUGUAGGUGUGUAGAAAUUGAUAUUUGGGAUGACGAGUCUGGACCUGUUGUCUGUCAUGGGUUUUUAACAUCUGCUAUUCCAUUGAUUAACGUUGUAAACGUAAUCAGAAAAUAUGCGUUCAUUACCUCCCCAUAUCCGCUAAUAAUUUCACUUGAGGUUAAUUGUAACAAUCAAAAUCAAAUAAAAGUUGCUUCUAUCUUCAAUGAAAUUUUAGGUGAUAGUUUAGUUUAUGAAAAUGAAUUUGAACUUGGUUUACUUUCGCCAGAAAAACUGAAACAUAAAAUCAUUGUAAAAGUUAAAAAAACUAAAAAUAUACAAGAUAUCAAAGAUGCUUCUACGAUUGAGGCAUCUAAUUCGCAUGCAGGAUCAUUUUACGAUACAGAUGAAUCUCUUUAUGAAGUCGAACGCGAUACUAGUUCAAUGCAAUCUUCAGAAAGUAUGGUGUCACAGUCGAGCUCAUCUAGUAUAAAGACAAGAAUCAAGAGACUGAAAAUGAUUCGAGAGACCGAAAUUCAUAAAGAGCUGCUUGGUAUUUGUGGAAUACAUGGCUUAAAAUUUAGAAAUUUAUCUCUUCCAGAAUCUAAAUCAUUAACUCACUGCUUCUCUUUUAACGAAAAGAAGUAUUUAAACCUAUGCACAGAUGAAUCUCUUAAAUUAUCUUUUAAUAAGCAUAAUAGGAAAUAUUUAACUCGGGUGUAUCCACAUGCCUUUAGAUACAAAUCGUCGAAUUUUAACCCUGUAUUUUUCUGGGAGUCUGGUGUUCAAAUGGUAGCUACUAAUUGGCAAACCAAUGACUAUGGGCAACAAUUGAAUAAAGCUUUCUUUCAACUUUCAGAUGAAAAAAACUCGCAAUUGCAUUCAGGAUAUAAGUUAAAACCACCCCAUUUGAUAUCUAUAGUCUCUAAGACAAUGGAGAUAUCACAUAUCCCUAAUGAUUAUAAACCAAAACCUUUGCACAUUAAGUUAGAUAUAGUAUCAGCACAACUUCUUCAUAAACCAAAGGAACUGUAUUCAAAAGAUGUUGUUCUAUCGCCAUACGUGGUUGUUGAAUUUAUUUGCGAAGAGAAUUGCAUUGAUUCAUUAACCUCUAGAAAUGCUACAAUUUUGGCCAAAAAUAAAGCUCAGACAAACUCCUGUAAAGGUAAUGGAUUUAACCCAAUUUGGGAGUCUCGUUUAAAUGCAUUACUGCACAACAGUUAUUUCGCAUUUAUUAAAUUCACAGUGAAAACAAGUUCAGUAGUACUUGCUGAGUGUUGUUUAAAACUUGACACAGUGAAACAAGGAUACAGGCAUAUCCCAUUAUAUAAUACUAAAGGUGAAAAAUUUAUCUUCUCAACAUUAUUUAUUCGUUUAUAUACAACCUAA